Messenger RNA from Salvia miltiorrhiza (redroot sage), 791 nucleotides. Its product is annotated as EPIDERMAL PATTERNING FACTOR-like protein 9. Bases 411 to 683 code for a protein of 90 amino acids. NCBI's taxonomy places the organism in Eukaryota, Viridiplantae, Streptophyta, Magnoliopsida, Lamiales, Lamiaceae. Gene Ontology annotation, biological process: positive regulation of stomatal complex development. The record is from RefSeq and is a predicted model, not a curated record. The transcript has 3 exons.
ACCACAUGCACGAGUAGAAAACAAAUAAAUAAACAAAAUACUAAAACUUAUUCCAGUCAAAAUGAAUAAUUUCGGAACAUCCCUUGAUUCAUUUAUGAAAGCUAUCAAUCAGCCCCCUGCAAUGAGGCCAAGAAAAAAAAUGAAAAAAAUAAAUGAAUAAAAAAGUUGGAUGAUAGUGAAGAAGAUUUUGUAGGCGCAUGAGCAAUUUGGUAUUUGAAAUAUAGUUAAUGUUUUUGUCAGCUGAGUUGGGGACCUCAUUUUGUUUUUGCAGGACUGCAUAGUAUAGCCAGUCUAUCUCCUUAUGGUCAGUAUUCAUCCAUUGCACAACCCCAUUUUUCGCCUUUCAUCCCACUCUCCUCCUAUCUAUCUAUAUCUUUAAUUUCCCCUUUGGGCAUUUUACCACUACGGAUAUGAAGCAUUUGCAUUUGCUCCUCCUCGCCUUGCUAUGCCUAUGUGCACCACCACCACUCCUUAUCCAAGGGUCCAGAGCUCAAAUGGGACAUGCUAUUACUAUUGCAUCACAAGAUAACCCUAGAAGAUUGCUGAUUGGCUCGGUAGCACCAACGUGCACCUACAACGAGUGCAGAGGGUGCCGGUUUAAGUGCAGAGCCGAGCAAGUUCCCGUGGAAGGCAACGAUCCUAUAAACAGCGCUUAUCACUACAAAUGUGUCUGUCACAGAUAGUAUUUUUGCAUCUUGAUGAGUUUUUGUCCACAUGUAGGAGCAUCAGCCUUUCCUUAUGUUUCUCACACUAUAUUAUUACCACUAAAAAAUAUAGAUUCAUUUUGUCCA